This is a messenger RNA of Saccostrea echinata, 459 nucleotides long. RefSeq lists its product as uncharacterized. Bases 1 to 459 code for a protein of 152 amino acids. NCBI's taxonomy places the organism in Eukaryota, Metazoa, Mollusca, Bivalvia, Ostreida, Ostreidae. The record is from RefSeq and is a predicted model, not a curated record. The transcript is spliced from 4 exons.
AUGAAGAUAGACCAGAUAUUGUUGACUGUAUGUGUAGUGUUCACAGUUAUCCCGCUGUCCUCUGCAGCGCUUCCACUUAUAGCCUAUGCAGCACCCGCCAUUUUCGGAUUAGGAAUGCUCGGCGGAUUCGGCGAUAAACUCGGACUUGGAGGGUUAUUUGGUCGUAAGAAGAAGGAACCGUCAUACAGUCCUCUAUUUGGCGGAUCUUUUGGUGGUAUCAACGCCAAUGACAUGUCAAUGAUGUUCAUGUCAGGAUUUCCACCGACAGGGGGCGCUGGCGGGAUGCAAGGAGGGUUUGGUGGAAUGCCAGGAGCUCCUGAUAUGGGGGGAGGUAUGGGAGUAGGGGGAGGCAUGGGAUUUGGUAGUCCAAAUAUGGCCGGAGGAUUUGGACAGCAGUCGAUGAGUCAAGGGCAAUCCAAUUUUGGCAGGAGGCGUCGGCGACGCGCCAUUAGGUUGUGA